Messenger RNA from Serendipita indica DSM 11827, 1764 nucleotides. The record is from the annotation of a GenBank genome assembly. NCBI's taxonomy places the organism in Eukaryota, Fungi, Basidiomycota, Agaricomycetes, Sebacinales, Serendipitaceae.
AUGCUGUUGGGCCUUGUUCUUCUAGCAGCCUCAGCACUCGCACAGGACAAAUGGUGUGGUAAACAUUACAAACAAGGACAGCCUGUUAUACAUCCAGGCGGUCGUUAUCCAGUCCCUCAACAUUCAGACUCUCCUCUGCUCCUCUUUCGAUGUUAUACAGCCAUAUCACCCUAUAUACAUGGAGAAGACGACACUGCGACAAUUAUUAUCGACUUGGAGGUCACACACGUAGCAAAGAAAAGCACUUUUCCACUCCAUGACGAUCCGACGUCGUUUAAAGUGCAGAUUGGCAAUGAAGAACAUGGCUCCCUUGUCAACGCGACGCUUCAACUCGGCUUGAAGCAGGAAGUUGUUCUACCACUCAAACACUUUGAGCCAAGUCAACAACCGUACGCCCUUCAGUGCUCUAUCCACAGCACCGAGGUACCUGUCUCAACAGAGCUCUUUUACCUCCCACCAAACCCAUACGACGGUUCCGUCGUCAAGACUGACUACAAACGCUCAACACUUCUCGUCCGUUCACAUGACGAGUGGAAACCGUUUAUCGGAUUUGGAUUCUACACGGCGUUUGACAACUAUCUUGCCAAGAAUCUAUCUAUCCUAGACGACUUUGUUGAUAGAGGAUACAAUCUUGUCCAUCCUGUACCUACGUUUGGCAACGUGACUGCGCUCAACCUCGUGCUGGACAGGAUGGAAGAACUUGGCCUUUGGCUCGUCUACGAUAUGCGAUGGAGCUACAAGAAUCUAACCCAAAUAGCGGAAGAAGUCGACGCGAUCAAAAAGAGAAAGAACCUCCUCGCUUGGUACACCGCAGACGAACCCGACGGAUGGACAGACGAUACAGCUCUCCCACAACGUGCCUCUGAGCUCAUCUCCCAACUCGACGGCUAUCACCCAACCUCGCUCGUCCUCAACUGCCGCGACUACAAUUUCGCACCUUACACCUCAAACACACCUCUUCUCCUCCAUGACACGUAUCCUAUCGGCACAAACACGACGUGGAGUACCGUCUAUUCAACUGAAUGUACCCCGACGUUUGGAGAUUGUGGGUGUGACGAGUGUGAGAGUAGUGAGGUAGGUGAAGUGGCAAUUGUACUGGAGGAAUAUGCGAGGAGAUUGGAGUGGAUGGGCGAACGCAAGGUGCUUUGGAGCGUCGUGCAGGCGUUUGGAGAGCAGAGCUUUUGGAGUCGGUAUCCCACUGGACGCGAGUUUGCGCUCAUGAGUAUCCUGGCAUUAUCGAGCGGCGCGACGGGUAUCACGCCAUGGAUUGCACCGACUACCCCGGAGAUUGACGACGCGGCGACAAAACUAGCAAAAAUGGUUCCUCGGCUCGCCGAGUAUAUGCUCCAUCCGAGCGUUAAAGUCGAUCGCCCAGUUGUACGUACUCUCGGUGGCCACAUAUGUCCAUUCAAUCAGGAACAACUCUACGGGCGAGCUCUCACCGACGGACAACAGCUCCCGCUCAUGUCGAUACCAGAUGACGAGGACCUAUCGUCGGUGAUGGAGCCGACUCGAAAUCACGAGCAGAUUGUCGCCGUCACAUACACCGCCGAGAGUGGGAUACUACUCAUAUUCGCCAACUUGGACACCGCUCCUCGAAACGUUUCAAUCCGCUUUGGUCCUCUGCCGUUUAUGGUAUCGACCACACAAGCGCUUUUCAAUACUGGUGCAAACAUGCUGGUUCUGACCGCCACUGAGGAUAGACUGCACUUGCACGUCGAAUUGAAUGGCCUAGCAUCUGGAGUUUAUGUACUGCAGAUGUGA